Messenger RNA from Ricinus communis (castor bean), 1184 nucleotides. RefSeq names its product GDSL esterase/lipase 7. NCBI's taxonomy places the organism in Eukaryota, Viridiplantae, Streptophyta, Magnoliopsida, Malpighiales, Euphorbiaceae. Gene Ontology annotation, biological process: lipid metabolic process. The transcript has 5 exons. The record is from RefSeq and is a predicted model, not a curated record. Gene Ontology annotation, molecular function: lipase activity. The coding region runs from base 51 to 1109 and encodes 352 amino acids.
AAUCCGCAUCAUCUCAUUCUUCUGAGCAUUUACCAGUUUUCCUGUUGAAAAUGGCACUAAUUGUGUUGCUAGUCUUGUUUCAAUUGGGGAGCUUCGCUAGUGGCGCACCAUUGGCACCAGCGCUCUUUAUUUUCGGAGACUCCCUCGUUGAUGGCGGCAACAACAAUUUCUUGCCAACCCAUGCCCAGGCUAAUUAUAAACCUUAUGGUGCCAAUUUUGCUGCAGGAACUACUGGAAGAUUUACUAAUGGCAAAACUGUGGCUGAUUUUAUAGCUGAAUUUCUUGGGCUGCCAUAUGUUCCUCCAAGUAUGAGCGCAAAAGAUUCGAUCCCGGUUACAGGUUUAAAUUAUGCAUCUGGAUCUUGCGGCAUUCUCACGGAAACAGGAAAACAAUUUGGUAAAUGCUUGAGUUUAGAUGAUCAGAUUGGUUCAUUUGAAGCUGCUGUAAAAACAAAGCUACCAAAACAAUUCAGCAGCAGCAAUGAGCUAUUCAAUUACUUGUCAAAUUCUAUAUAUUUGUUCUCUGUAGGCAGCAACGAUUACAUAGUUAACUACCUUGAUCCCACAUCUGAAUCAAGCAAACAUUAUACUCCCCAACAAUUUGCUCUGCUUCUCACGGAUAAGCUCUCCCAAAGUUUACAGAGACUGUACAAUUUGGGUGCUAGAAAGAUUGUGGUGUUCGAACUUGGCCCAAUUGGAUGCAUGCCAGGACUUGCAAGGAAAAAUGAAGUACAAGUUGAGAAAUGUAUGGAGAAAGCAAACCAACUAGUCUCCUUCUUCAACAAAAAUCUUGGUGCAAUGCUUCAGAGUUUGAGAACCACUCUCCCUGCCUCCAAAUUCGUCAAUGGUUAUGCUUAUUGGUUAAGCUACGACGCUAUCUCAAAUCCUUCCAAAUAUGGUUUAACAGAUUCCAGCAAUCCUUGCUGCACAACCGCCGCCCAUGGCAGCUCUGUGUGCAUUCCGAACCAACCAACGUGCCCUAACCCGGGAAAGUUUUACUUCUUUGAUGCUUAUCAUCCUACUGAAGCUGCAAAUUCUAUCUUAGCAUCUCGUUGCAUCAAUGACAAAUCUGUUUGUUCUCCUCCCUUAAAUGGACUUGUAAAAAUGUAACCUGUAUGAGAACAUAUAUAUAGAAUAAUCAAUAUUCUUAACAUUGAAUUACAAGUAAUCGUCUUGAGAACUCUA